Carya illinoinensis is the source of this 1885-nucleotide messenger RNA. RefSeq lists its product as uncharacterized. Lineage: Eukaryota; Viridiplantae; Streptophyta; Magnoliopsida; Fagales; Juglandaceae. The transcript has 13 exons. The coding region runs from base 459 to 1700 and encodes 413 amino acids. Gene Ontology annotation, cellular component: SAGA complex. The record is from RefSeq and is a predicted model, not a curated record.
UGCAGUUUGCAAUGCAGUUUUGCACGAAUCAGAAAAGCGUCUCAUUUUUUUAGCUUUCCCCGCUCUUCCUCUUCUCCUCGCGGAGGGGAGAGAGAGAGAGAGAGCAGAGUAGAGCUUUCGUGUUGAACCAAAAGCAAAUUCUCUCUCUGUGCCUAGGGUUUCCGGUCACACCAUUGCCACGCUUCCUCGCUCCUCCCUUGCCUCCGGUUCUACCGACAUCAGGCGGAGAUCGACGUCUUCUCGCAGAUUGAUUCGAAUUCUCCGAGUACUCCAGCUUCUUUACGUAAUCUGGGGCUUUUUUAUAGGUUCUUCGUGGAUAAAAUCUUUGUACAGAUUGAGGAUGAAUUUUAUUAAGAGGAUCAGCAAAAAAGAAACAAAGGCAUUAUCAAGGGCCAACAAUUGUUGGAGUCAGCCUAUGUAAUGCAAUUUUUGUUUACAGAUACAGAUUACUUCUCUCAAUGGUAUGCUCUCUCGGAAGUGGGAGAAUGGCAGCCAUGGCAAGGCUUCUUGUGGCUGGGAGCUUCUCACAAACCAUGGCAGAUGAAGUUGGGCACCGGAAAUUAUCUGCUCAAUACAUAUGUAGAGAACUAUGCGAGGCAGUCGAAGCAAAUUUACUUGACGAAGAAGAUAUGCAUGUCUUUGGUUUGAAGCCUAUGGCUGAACCUUUGCAAUUGGUAUGUUGCAAUGCUUGCAAGAAGCCCAUCAAGGCCAGUCAAUAUGCGGCUCAUGCAGAAAUCUGUAGGUCACUAAAUUCUGUAGAAGAAACUACUUUGGAGUUUGAUGGCAGUGCUGUGAACAGGAAACUUCCAAAGAAGGAGAGAAAGAAGUUAUUAACUGCUUAUUCUAACCAAGCUACUCCUAUUGGGGGGAAAGAUAAGUCUGAAUCCGUGGAUGCUGAUAACUCUGCUGUAUCAGAAUCCCACUUGGACAAUCAAGCUGGAAUAGCUUCCUGUGCAAAAAGAAAUUCAGCCUGUAUGGAUGUGGCAUCUAUGACGGAUGUUUCAGGAGUUGGUCCCGGAAAUGAGGACAACCCAGCUUGUCUAAUGCCGCCUCCAGCAAAACGUUCUAAACCGUAUGCUUCUUUGUUCCAAUGGAUUGCAGCUGGUUGUCUACUUCUAUCAAGUGAUUCAGAAGCAGUAUCUGGUGUCAAAAAAAUCACAAGCACUGCAGAUGCAUUUCCCUUAUUUGACAAUAAAUCUUGUGGCGUAAUUCUAUCAGAUGCUCCAGUUCCUCUAGCUACAAAAAUAUACUACUCACAAAGAACUUAUCGUCACCGAACAGAACUUACUCAUCUUUAUUGUGAGGCAUCAACCAAGGAACUUUGCAGUGAUAUGGUGAGUUCAAAGAAUUUACGGGAAAACAUGAUUCCAUUGCAAGUUUCAACUCCAAGGGAGCCUUCAGGUGAACCAAUGGAGGACACGCUCACCAGGAAGCAGAGACAUACAUACACUUUGUCUUCUGUGCGAAGCCCUGAUCAAAUACUUGCACAAAGUUCAGAAGUAUGCUUGGGUAAAACUGGAGGAUUCCUCUCAACCAGCGACUUCCCCAAUCAGCAUCCUGUGGAUAAUGUUUUGAGGCCUGAGGCCAGUCCUGUUGGAUUGAGAAGCAAAUAUAUUUCAAAGCCUUAUUCUUUUGCAGGCAAUUCAGGAAAACCACUGGGGACCAUGCAGCAGCCAAAUGGAGGUGUUCCUGUUUUAUAGGGGUCCUGGUGGGGAUUUUUGCUCGCAAAGUUGUAAUUAACCCAAUACUCAGGUUAGGAAUUAGAAUAUUUUUUUGAAAUUGGUAAAGCAAAUCAUUCCAAUUGUUUAUUCCAGCCUUCUGCAUUAUACUUGAGAUCUCAGACCUAUGUUUAUAAUCAAUGAAAAUGAAGGAAAUUUUAUUUCUA